AGGACACAGAUAUGUACGGUGCGGCUUAUUAACUGACACCGUAGCAGCUCAAGGAUGACAACGAGUGAAGAGGAUAUAACAAGGGGCCAUGAACUUUAUCUGAGACACCUCUUACUUUUGGGAGAAGCUGUGCCAGUUGCUUUGAAGGCAGUCAUAGAAAGAGAAGUCAAUAAACGCGGGAGAAAUCUUGAUAGUCUUUUAAUAGAGAAGAAAGAAAUUUUCAACAAAUAUUACAACGUAGAAUUCCUUCAGUUGUUUCAAAACGAUGAAGUCAAUGCAAACAUUGAUUUGUGGGACACACGCAUGCUUUGUGCUGUUGCAUUGGUCCUAUUUGAGUCUGACUUAGACAGUACUAAGCUUGAAGCAAUAGCCUGCAUACAAGACCAGAUGAAAGACCUGGAUAACUAUGCCCACUCUGCUUCCCUAAACUACAAAACGUUCGAGACAAAAUGGGAUCCAUUACAUUCGGCAUUGCUUGAGCUUAUCAAAGAUAUUGAUGAUGAGGUCAGAUUCAGUUGCAAACGAAAGAUUUAUUGUUUUAAAUCAGAAUCUAUCUGUGUUAAUUUCGAUCUGAUCAACAAUAUGAAACAGACGAGCGAUAUUAGUCUGCAUGUUCAAAUGGCCAUACAAAACAAAAUUAUCGCAAAAACAGAUGGGGAAAAUGGCGGCACUGCGGCUGAAAAGAAAGACAAAAUACCACUCCACUAUGACAAUCCAGUAUUUACAGAAAUGCUUCAGGACACAUGUGUCUUUCUCGGUGAAUCAGCAAUUCUAACGUGCAAACUCAAUGUUCCUGAGAAAGCAGUCACAUGGCAACAUGAAUACAAACCAGUAGAAGAAACAGACACCGUAAUUGUAGUUAAAAGAAAAUGCGCCCACUGGCUAGCAAUUUCUCAUGCAAAGUUGGAAGAUGCAGGGCAAUAUUCUUGUACUUGUGGUAACACUUCAACAGCGGCUGUCCUGAACAUUUCAGAAAAACCAUUGAAAAUAACCGAGUGUCUGCAUGUAGCUACAGCAGAAGCAGAUGUCAGAGAGCAUAUGGAUAUUGUUUUAUCUUGUGAGGUCAACCGACACACGAAUAAAGCUGUCUGGCGACAUAAUGGCCAAGUUAUUAAACCAUAUAAUAGACGAGUUGUUUCCAUAGAUCACCUAGAGCACAGACUGACAAUCCGGAAUGCAAAGUUUGAGGAUGAGGGUGAUUACACUGUUUACUUUGGUGAUGUCACAUCAAGUAUACAAUUGACAAUUAACGGCAACCUUAGUCUUUCACACAAAAAACAACUUACAGAAGAACUGUAUAGAAAUUGGGUCAGAGGUGCACUUGGUCUGAAAUAUUUGAAAGUCGGUCUAGAGAGGUUUUGCGAUACUACUGUAAGUAAACAUCACUCUGAAAUUUUGACGCGGCUUCCGACCACUGCAAACGCCUGUACAAACUGUACAGAGGAAUCGCUCCUCCCAUCACACGCAAAGAAAAAUUGCCCAAAUAAAUCAAAGUGUCUUUGUUUGAAGAAACCGCAUAAGAGGACAACUUGUCCUAAUGGAGGCUUUUGUAGUAUACUUCACGAUCAAAUACUUGAUGACCACCGAUUCAAUGAUCCGUUACUAAAGAACACGGACAUACAAACGUGGAGCAGCGAUCCUUGGAGUGUUGCGACAUGUUAUAUCAAUACUCCUGGCUACAAAGGCAAACCUUCAGCGAAAGAUGUUGACUGUGCAGGACUGCUGAGCAUAUUCAUCAACAACACCUUCUUCCAUAAAAGUCUUGGUAACGUCAAAAUAGAUGGAAAAACAGAUUUAUUUAAACAGGCGAGGGAUGCACGUAAUGAUAUACUUCACAAUGCAAACUAUGAGCUAUCUGAAGGUCAACUCCAUGAUUGUAUAGACUUGUUCAUAAAAGCACUUGAGAUCAGAGACCAUAAUGGAAGAUGUCCAUUGUCCGGACGAGAUGUUCAAGUGGCAAUUAAAAACUUGAAUGAGUUACGGGACAAGCAGAUCGAUGUACACGUUUCUAAAGAUCUUCAAAAGGAGAUAAGAGAACUCAAAGAGCAUGCUAUGAGCGAAUUAGCGGAUAAUGUUCAAGAAGCAAUUAAACUGAGUCACAGUAAAGCACAGCAGUUAGAGGAAAAGUUAAAAAAGACUGAGGAAGACCUUCAGCUGAUGCGUGAUCUCAGGUCAACACAGAUGAAAAGUAAAGAAUCAA
Molecule: messenger RNA, 2200 nt
Organism: Mercenaria mercenaria
Lineage: Eukaryota; Metazoa; Mollusca; Bivalvia; Venerida; Veneridae
Exons: 9
Source: RefSeq, a predicted model, not a curated record